CAUGUAUAAAACACCCCACGUCUGAGCUGAUCGGCAUUCAGACAAACAACCGUCAAACAAGAUGAGUCUCAACGCUAAGGACAAGGACGCGGUCAAGGCCUUCUGGGCGAAGGUGUCCGGCAAGGCUGGCGACAUCGGAUCCGAUGCUCUGUCCAGGAUGCUGACGGUGUACCCUCAGACCAAGACCUACUUCGCCCACUGGAAGGACAUGAGCGCCGGGUCCGAUCCGGUGGUGAAGCACGGAAAGGCCGUGAUGGGUGGAGUUGCAGAGGCCAUAAACAAAAUCGACGACCUGAAUGCGGGUCUCCUGAACCUCAGUGAGCUGCACGCCUUCACUCUGCGUGUGGACCCUGCCAACUUCAAGAUUCUCUCCCACAACAUCCUUGUGGUCAUGGCCAUCCUGUUCCCCAAAGACUUCACCCCCGAGGUCCACGUGGCCAUGGAUAAGUUCCUGGGCGCUUUGUCUCGUGCCCUGGCCGAGAAAUACAGAUAAACUGUAUACAGGAGCCGCUGACGCACAGCAGGGUGAUCUUUCAUAAGAUGCUCUCUGUCCUUGAGAAUAUUAAUAAAAUAUCAAAUGCAAUGAA
Gasterosteus aculeatus aculeatus (three-spined stickleback) is the source of this 587-nucleotide messenger RNA. Its product is annotated as hemoglobin subunit alpha-1. Gene Ontology annotation, cellular component: hemoglobin complex; haptoglobin-hemoglobin complex; blood microparticle. The record is from RefSeq and is a predicted model, not a curated record. Gene Ontology annotation, biological process: oxygen transport; hydrogen peroxide catabolic process. Gene Ontology annotation, molecular function: organic acid binding; oxygen carrier activity; haptoglobin binding. NCBI's taxonomy places the organism in Eukaryota, Metazoa, Chordata, Actinopteri, Perciformes, Gasterosteidae.